Messenger RNA from Mollisia scopiformis, 597 nucleotides. RefSeq lists its product as uncharacterized. The record is from RefSeq and is a predicted model, not a curated record. The transcript is spliced from 2 exons. Lineage: Eukaryota; Fungi; Ascomycota; Leotiomycetes; Helotiales; Mollisiaceae. The coding region runs from base 1 to 597 and encodes 198 amino acids.
AUGGCUGCGAUCGUCGGUGCUGCCGUGGCUUUUGUUCUCAUUUCAUUAUUGCUUCUCGUUGCCAUAAUACAAAACAGCGUCGACAAUGACCGUUUAAUUGCCACACCGAGCAUCCCGUUGAAAAAUGCUGUGUUAACAGCAUUUGCUUCCACCAAAGUCAAAGGAAGUGCAGACGAAGUAUUUUCUGUGGUUCAGAACUACAAAGGUUACUCGGACUGGUCACCGUUUCAUGAGUACAAGUGGAAAGAUGUUUCAUUGGACGGCGUACCUCGUGUUGGCAGUAUGGGGACAUUCAAACUCACCAUGGAAGAUUUUCCAGAACGCCUCAUCCCCGUUACAUUAACUGUACUGGACCGCGAAAACAGGAAAAUCGCUGAAAAGUCUACUUCUUAUCCAAAGUGGUUGCUUUCUUCCGAGCGCGUUCAAGAGGUGGUAUCAAUUGAGGGUCAACCAGGGUUCUGCGAGUACAGAACCUAUCAGACGGUAGAAGGGAUUGGUGCUUACUACCUGCUCCUCACCGUUCAAGAAGACUUGAAUGAUUGUCAGAACAAAUGUGCUACCGAAUUGAAGGCAUUCGUCGAGCAGGAGAAGAGAUGA